Messenger RNA from Mycotypha africana, 1014 nucleotides. Its product is annotated as WD40-repeat-containing domain protein. Lineage: Eukaryota; Fungi; Mucoromycota; Mucoromycetes; Mucorales; Mycotyphaceae. Gene Ontology annotation, molecular function: protein binding. The coding region runs from base 1 to 1014 and encodes 337 amino acids. The transcript has 4 exons. The record is from RefSeq and is a predicted model, not a curated record.
AUGUCAGCCUCAACAAUUGACGUUCAAACUUGCCUGGACAUUAUUCCUCCAUUUAACCUACUUAAGGGAAUAGAUCUUGACUAUAAUGAUGAUUAUAUAUUUGAGGUUACUGCCAAUUCGCAGUAUGCAAUCACUUCAGCCUCAGAUCGAACUGUUCGACUUUACAAUCUAAACACGUUGCAGUUAUCUCACAAAUUUCAAGCUCACGAGGAAAAGAUCUCACAGAUAAAGUUGAAAGGCGAUCAUCAUCUGUUUACAGCAAGUGAAGAUCGUACCUUAAAACGGUGGGAUCUGCGUUUGGGAGGAAAUGCACCAGUUCAGACUUUCAAUUAUAAAUUACCUUUGACAGCUUUUGAUAUAAACCAUAAUGAUACAAUGGCAAUUUUGGGUACUGAAUUCUCUUAUGAUACCCAGUCUGCAGACCUUGCAUUUUUUGAUACCCGAAAUACACUCUUACUUCAUACAUUUACAGAAUCUCAUGGUGAUGAUAUUACUGAGAUUCAAUGUCAUCCUUCUCUACCAAACCAAUUUCUUUCCAGUUCAACUGAUGGCCUUGUCAAUAAUUACGACGUAUCAGAAUUCGACGAAGAGGAAAACAUGAUUUCCGUUAUCAACCCAGGCUCCUCUGUAAAUAAGACCGGCUAUUUUGGUCCAAAUGCGGAAUACCUCUAUUGCUUAACCCAUAUUGAAACCUUUUCUCUUCAUACAACCGAGGGUGAUGUGAUUUGUGAUUUUGGAGAUAUUAGAAAUAUUCCUACGACACAAGUGGACUAUGCAAUUGAUUGUAGCUAUGAUCCUAUUAGUCAUCGAUUCUACCUGAUCACCGGAAGUAAUAGCGGCAUGGUCGACUUCUUCCAUGUCAAUCUCGGUCAGUUACAGCAUUGUCAACAAUUAAAUAUGAAUGGAGGGCAUACAGAUGUUGUACGCUCAUUAUUUUGGUAUCAUCCUACGCAAAGUCUGUUGACUGGUGGAGAAGAUGGUAGAUUAUGUGCUUGGCAAGGGUGUGCACAGUGA